Molecule: messenger RNA, 529 nt
Organism: Paramecium sonneborni
Lineage: Eukaryota; Ciliophora; Oligohymenophorea; Peniculida; Parameciidae
Source: the annotation of a GenBank genome assembly
GACAGAUUCUGUAAUAGAUAUUAAUAAUGUUUGGAAUAAUGAGGAAGAUUAAAAUUAAUGGAUGCAUACAAUAUUUUUGAAAGUUAAUGGAAAAAAAUUUCAGAAGCUAUACCAGGAAAAACUGAAUUUUAAUGUAUUUAAAGAUGGGAAAUGUUAUAAGUAAGAGUUAUUUGUUAAAAAGAAUGAAUAAUUAACAAUAUGGACAAGAGAGGAAGAUGAAUAAUUAAUACAAUUAGUGUUAAAAUAUGGUGAAGAUUGGAAAUAAUUAGCUUUAAUAAUGAAAAAUAAAAUUCAAACUCAAAUUGAAACUAGAUUUAUCGAUUUAAAUAUAAUAUUUAAUAGUCAACCUUGGAAUGAAGAAGAAGAAGAUAAUAAAUUACUUGAUUUAUUUGAUUAAUAUGGAACAAAGUGGAACUAAAUAGCAAAAUUAAUGAAAGAUCGAUCUGUAAAGAAAUUUGAUUUAAUUUUUAGGAAAUAGAGGUAAAGUAUAGAUAUUAUACAAAGCAUAAAAUUUCAGAUAAUCAAAUGA